Molecule: messenger RNA, 1098 nt
Organism: Chelmon rostratus (copperband butterflyfish)
Lineage: Eukaryota; Metazoa; Chordata; Actinopteri; Chaetodontiformes; Chaetodontidae
Product: beta-2-glycoprotein 1-like
Exons: 8
Coding region: 1-1098 (365 amino acids)
Source: RefSeq, a predicted model, not a curated record
AUGGCUCCAACUGUGAUUCUGCUGGUCCUCGGCCAUCUUGCUUUAUACACAACUGUAACAUCCAAGAAAGUAUGUGGCAGACCUUCUGUUGCUGACGGGAUCGACAUCUUGACCCUGAAACGGGUGUAUGAGGUUGGAGAGGAGGUGACCCUCACAUGUGAGCGGGGGUACUUGCCUUCAACGGCGACCCCUCACCGGAUGACCUGCACCUCCACAGGAGCUUGGACACAGUCGGACCUGGCGUGUUCCCCUAAGAUGUGUCCAAUCCCUAGACCUCUGCAGCCGUUAGCAAUGGGGAGGACAGAAGCUCCGUUCAAGAGUGUGCUCAACUACACAUGUGAUGACGGGUACAUCAUGCAGGGAGCCAAUGAGAGCAGGUGUUUGCACGAUGGUACCUGGAGCAAUCCACCACCUCUCUGCAAAGCUGUGUAUUGUCCGCUGCCCAAGGCACUUAGAGAUGGAAGAAUUGUCCAUGAUAAGCCAGUUACUGGAUCCAACACCAUGUAUGGGCAAGGCUGGACAUACGAGUGUAACACACCAAAGGCACCAAGUUAUGAGAGGGGAUCCUGCAUGGCUGAUGGCACUGCAACUGAGCCACCGGUGUGCCGAGAGGUGAGCUGCUCCAUCCCAACAGGUAUACCAAAUGGCUUCAUUACCUUCGCUGUGAAGAGACAACAUGGCUACAAGGAGAAGGUGCGGUACGGCUGCAAUGAGCACUAUGUUCUGGAUGGUGAGGCUGAGAUACAGUGCCAAAACACAGGAAACUGGUCUUCCAAGCCAGUUUGCAGAGCUCCCUGCACGGUUGGCAUCAAAAGAGGCCGCAUCUUCUACAAUGCCAAGAAGCUCUGGAUCGCAGACCUGAAACCAAACAGAGUCCUCCACGGUGAACAUGUUGUCUUCUAUUGCAUGAACAGAGCUGACAGGUGUGGCUACCCUGUGGCCAGCACCUGUAACGAUGGAACCCUCCCCAUCCCAGAAUGCUUUGAGGAACCAGGCAAGGUGGAGUACACCCUGAGUGCCAAAAACCUUCCAUCAGAAAUCGCGAUGUGUGCUGCUUCGCCCCCUGCAAGCCCCACAAGCUCUUCAAUAUCUGCUUAA